ACCUUGAUAGAAAAUAAUACCCUUCGACAACGGAUUCGUGAUCUCGAGAAGCAGAUAGUUUCCCAGGAGGCCGCUGUAUUCGCUGCCACUUGCUCUACUCCUGUCCUCCGGCCUGCAUUAGUUGCAGGAUCGCCUAGUGACAAUCAGAUUCAACAGCAGCAGGCGCCGUCACACAAUGUACAACAGCGACAACAGGUUCAACUUUCGCCAGUAGCGGGUCACAAACAUCGUCAGUUGCAUCAUCAUCAUCAUCACCAGCAGCAUAUGCAAAUUAUUGCAGUGAGCUGCUAA
Messenger RNA from Protopolystoma xenopodis, 291 nucleotides. The record is from the annotation of a GenBank genome assembly. Lineage: Eukaryota; Metazoa; Platyhelminthes; Monogenea; Polystomatidea; Polystomatidae.